AUGAAUCGCUAUUUUAUGGGUAAUUUUUCAGAAAAAAGAGCAUCUGAAGAUGGAUAUAUAACGCAUUUAUCAGAAAAAUACCAGAAAAACUCUUUUCUCCCGUUAUUUUUGCGUGGAUUUUCUCCUAAUAUUGCUGUUUUAGCAUCUGGGGAUGCCAAUGAAUUGGCAUCGGCUAAGGGAUUUGGAUGUGUACAUGAAAUGUUAUCUAUAUUCGAGGAAAAUAAGGGAGAAACAGUUCUUAUUCGCCAUUCGGAAGGAAAUGUACUUUGUGAAGUAUUUGGAGUACAUUUUGUUCCUCUACAACGGUUGUUGAAUGAUAAAAAAAUACAUGAGGAAAUUAAAUCUAUGGAAGAAGAAAUUGACUGGAUGGAAGGGAAGGUAUCUGAAUAUAUGAAUGUUUUUAGUUAUGGAAUGAAAGAUAUGAAAGAGGAAAAAAUUUUAAAAGAAAAUGAAAGAGAUUUGGAAAAAACAUAUGAAAAUCCGGAAAAUAUGGAGCAAUCGCUUGAGAUUUCUUCAGCUUUUCAUUUUUAUUGUCGUCUUUUAGCAUCUUUUCCUCCUUCAGUACAUGAAUCUUUUAGCCAUCCUAUUGCUUGUGUCUUUGCAAUAUCAUCUCACAGCUCGAAACCACUUGAGUCACUUCAACAUUUACAACUACAUCCUCCAAUGCUUCCAUAUAUUGAUUUUAGUUAUUUGCCAGCUUGUCUUUUUCUACAUGACGAUAGUCAUGAUCUUGAAAAAUCGCUACAAGUAUUUGAAACUAUUAAACAGACUUUUGGUAUUCAUUCAUAUCUUAUCAGAUUAUCUCCUUCAGAUCAAUCUUUAGAUAAAUCUCAAGAAGCGUAUAUACGAGUGCCAAAAGAUCCAUGGAAUUUAUCUUUUGAUACGACUAAAGAUGAAUUCUAUGCUUUAAGUCAGAAGGAUGUUUCUGCUAUUCGUACAUUUGUUAAAGAAUUGAUAUCUAGAAGUAUUAUUCCAGCUAUGGAACAAUCAAUUGAUUUAUGGAAUGAACAAGUCGCUGCAUCUCGUAGGGGAAUUGCAGGAAAACUUCUCAACGUUUCUAAACGCUAUUUCAGCACCGGUACUGCUCGUAAUCAAUCUUCUUUUUAUAAUAAUAGUAAUUAUAAUAUUAAAACUUUAUCCUAUGAUUUAUCUUCUCCUGAAGCACGAUUAAGAAAACUUGCAGAUUAUGCUUUUAUGUUACGUGACUGGAAAUUUGCGCAAUCUAUAUAUGAACUUUUAAAAAAAGAUUUCUUAAAUGAUAAAGCAUGGAAAUAUUAUGCAGGAGUUCAAGAAAUGUUGGCGCUUUGCUCACUUUUUCCCUCAUAUACGACAAAGAUCAAAGUUGAAACAAUCGACUCUAUGUUAAACGCAUCAUUAUAUUCCUAUUUAUCGGAGUCUUCCUCACCUUUCUUCGCUUUACGAUCUGUUAUCUUUGCUUCUGAACUUAUGUUUCUACAAUCUAAUGAGGCAAAAAACAAUGCCGCUAAAUGGCUAAUAAAAAUUCUCGAAACUGGUAUCCUUGGAAACACUAUUAAUGCUCUUCUAAUUGAGCGAAUUUCAUAUUGUUUUGGAACUAUAAGGUCAUAUGGUCUACUCUCUUAUGGAUCUCGUCGUAAAAAGGCUGCUUUAUGGAAAAUUCUUGCCACAGAAGCUUGGUUAACCCUUGGUAAAAAAAAAUUGGCUCAACAAUCUUUUCUCCAAGCAAUGUCUGUCUAUCAAGACACUCAGUGGAAUGAAAUAAAUGCAUUUACAGCUACUCUACAUGAUCAAAUAUAUACUUAA
Pneumocystis murina B123 is the source of this 1782-nucleotide messenger RNA. RefSeq lists its product as hypothetical. The coding region runs from base 1 to 1782 and encodes 593 amino acids. The transcript has 4 exons. The record is from RefSeq and is a predicted model, not a curated record. Gene Ontology annotation, biological process: protein localization to phagophore assembly site; endoplasmic reticulum to Golgi vesicle-mediated transport. Gene Ontology annotation, cellular component: cytoplasmic vesicle; TRAPPIII protein complex; phagophore assembly site. NCBI's taxonomy places the organism in Eukaryota, Fungi, Ascomycota, Pneumocystomycetes, Pneumocystales, Pneumocystaceae.